AUGGAGAUACCGAGCUAUGACAAUCUCUACCGGAGCGCGAUACGAUGGACCACUCGUCAGCCAACGCUGAGCAAGACGGACCAGUUUGUUGUUUUCACGAAAGCGAGUUUUUCCUCCCCGUGGGAUGACGGCGAUAUAAAUAACGAUCAAUACGACGAUGACCCCAACGACAUCUUCGACGAUGAGCGGUUGUUUGAACAUAACCCACGUGAAUAUUGGUUUAAGAGAAGGUGUCGGGAUGCACAUGGAGGACUCAAGUCUACUCCUUCACAGGGUCCUAUCCAUUGGUUUCGCUACAGAGGACACGACGUUGGAUUCCAACGACGCGUAUCCAAGGAAUCUAGUGGCGUCCUCGAUGACAUCAUGCAUGAUAUCCGGGAAACCCCCGUCAAGAAGAACCCUCGCGAUAUCACUGUCUACACCGGUCUGAGCCAGCCUCUGUCAUGGGUGCCGAUGGCGACGAAAUCGCCACGAUUCCUAUCCUCAGUGGCUCUGGAUCAGGAGGUAAAAAUGGACAUAGUGAAAGAUGUGACGGAAUUCUUUGACCCCCGAACUGAGCCAUUUUACAAGGAACGUGGAAUUCCCUAUCGACGAGGCGUUGCCCUAUACGGUCCGCCAGGUACAGGGAAGUCAAGCCUGUGCCAUGCCAUCGCCAGCAUGUUGUGUAUGGAUAUAUACACACUCUCUCUGGGCUCCUCUGGACUUAACGACAACACCCUCUCCGCUCUAUUCCAAAAAUGUCCGGAGCGUUCCAUUGUUCUCUUGGAGGAUAUCGAUGCGGCCAGUGUACCGAAACGCGGUGGUGAUAUCUCUUCUCAGUCAAGCCAGGAGGCGACCGAAGGGGUUGAGAAUGCUGAGACACACAAUACCGGAUCAGAACAAGGAAAUAUCUCUCUCUCCGGCCUAUUGAACGUGAUUGAUGGCGUGGCUGCGAAAGAAGGUCGCCUUCUUUUCAUAACUACCAAUCACAUUGACCGUCUGGACCCUGCCCUUUGGCGUGCAGGGAGGGUUGACAUGAAGGCCUUUAUCGGCUAUGCGAAUGACCUUAUGGCUCGAGAGCUUUUUUACAAGCUUUAUUUACAGUUUAUGGCGGUCCGGCAAGAAAAUGGCACCAUCCAACCAUUAUCUGAACCAGUCUCUGAUGAAUGGGAACCGAACGACCUUGAUCGUCUAGCGAAUCAAUUCGCCAGCAAUAUUCCUCCGGGGUGGUUCUCGCCCGCCUCUUUGGAAGGCUACCUGCUGCGGCACAAAAAUGAUCCUGUUUCCGCAGCCUGCAGUGUUAAGGAAUGGGUAGAUCAGAAAAUCAGCUCCUUCAAAAUCGGUCACGGACAGGAUUUGUCAAGUCUUCGUGUUUCUGGAUCACCCUGUCAAUUUAGGCUUCACGGCGAGACGUUGUCCAUUAGCGUGGGCGCUGUUAUCUUUGAUGCAGCAAACGGAUCUGGUGAGCUUCGUGUUCUGCUUCUGCAACGUGCGUCCCAUUGGGAACUACCAGGUGGUACAGUUGGGUCAACAGACAGUACAAUCUACGCUGCUCUGAAGCGCAAGAUCCUGGAGAAAUCUGGGUUAGAGCUUUCACGAAUCAACCAUGAACUCGAAAUCCGGGCUCAGACGCGAAACAAGGAAGAAAAAUGUCCCCGAGGAUUCCCGGAUGAGCCACCAUUGGGAAGGAAAUGCGAUCAAUCGGUACGGAUCAAUGCGGAGAAACACCAGGGUUUUACGUGGGCAACGGAAGAUGAGAAGGCGACUAUUCUGGAAGCGUUUGCUGCCACUCCUAGGAGUUCUUUGUGGCAGUCAUGA
This is a messenger RNA of Aspergillus welwitschiae, 1797 nucleotides long. RefSeq names its product P-loop containing nucleoside triphosphate hydrolase protein. Gene Ontology annotation, molecular function: ATP hydrolysis activity; ATP binding. NCBI's taxonomy places the organism in Eukaryota, Fungi, Ascomycota, Eurotiomycetes, Eurotiales, Aspergillaceae. The transcript has 4 exons. Gene Ontology annotation, biological process: mitochondrial respiratory chain complex III assembly; protein insertion into mitochondrial inner membrane from matrix. Bases 1 to 1797 code for a protein of 598 amino acids. The record is from RefSeq and is a predicted model, not a curated record. Gene Ontology annotation, cellular component: mitochondrial inner membrane.